AUGAAGCCUCACCAAGAAGAAGCUUCACCUGCGUCCUCGGUCUCAUAUCUCAAGCUCGGGCUCUCCUUCAAUCCCCAACUCCAUCUUGUUAACUUCUUUGCUCAUAUCUUACUCUUUGGCUCUGGUUUACUCGUUGGAAUCACCCUUGCUUUGUGUCUUCCAGACUUGUCGCCCCUCAGCUUUCGAAUCCAACAACAACUUGCUUCUUCUUCGCCCUUUCCACCUCGUCCUGUCUCAUCAAACCAAACAAACGUGACGACGACCACCUUGGUCACCCGACAUGGGUUGAGAGAUUUGUUGAGUACCGAUGAUCAGGAGGCUAUGCACGACAUGACUGAGCAAGAGUUGUUAUGGAGAGCCUCACUAGUUCCAACAAUUAAGGAAGUGCCCUUCAAACACAAACCCAAGGUUGCAUUCAUGUUUUUGACAAAAGGGCCAGUGCCGUUGGCUCCUCUGUGGGAGAGAUUCUUCAAAGGGAACGAGGGCCUCUACUCUAUUUAUGUCCAUUCCCAUCCUUCUUUCAACGAAACUCUGCCUCAAAGCUCUGUGUUUAAUGGCCGAAGAAUUCCCAGUAAGGAAGUAAAGUGGGGCGGGUUCAGCAUGGUAGAAGCAGAGAGACGUCUGUUAGCCAACGCACUGCUAGAUUUCCGGAAUCAGCGUUUUGUUCUGCUGUCAGAAUCAUGCAUUCCCCUGUUUAAUUUCUCCACAAUAUACAACUACCUCAUCAAGUCCACCAAAACCUUCGUGGAAGCCUAUGAUGACCCAGGGGUUGUGGGUCGUGGCAGAUACAGCCCCAGAAUGAGGCCUCUGGUUCGGCUGUCUCAGUGGAGAAAAGGGUCCCAGUGGUUCCAAAUAGACCGUGCUCUCGCCCUCAGCAUCGUCUCCGAUCGCCAGUACUUUCCGGUGUUCAAGAAGUACUGCCGGCAGCCGUGUUACAGUGACGAGCACUACUUGCCGACAAUGGUGAGCAUCAAGUUUUGGAGGAGAAACUCCAACAGGACAUUGACCUGGGUGGACUGGUCAAAGGGCGGUGCGCAUCCUUCCAGGUUCAUCAGAACAGACGUGACUGUGGAGUUCUUGAAGAGGCUGAGACAUGGAGGGAGGAGGUGUGAGUAUAAUGGCCACACUACCAAUGUUUGUCACUUGUUUGCCAGAAAGUUCACUCCUCAUGCUCUCACCAGACUCCUCCGUUUUGCUCCUGACUUGAUGCAUUUCAAUUGA
Molecule: messenger RNA, 1221 nt
Organism: Neltuma alba
Lineage: Eukaryota; Viridiplantae; Streptophyta; Magnoliopsida; Fabales; Fabaceae
Product: glycosyltransferase BC10-like
Exons: 2
Coding region: 1-1221 (406 amino acids)
Cellular component (GO): membrane
Molecular function (GO): glycosyltransferase activity
Source: RefSeq, a predicted model, not a curated record